Myotis daubentonii (Daubenton's bat) is the source of this 2580-nucleotide messenger RNA. It is a transcript of the gene OGG1, whose product is annotated as 8-oxoguanine DNA glycosylase. The transcript is spliced from 6 exons. Gene Ontology annotation, cellular component: nucleus. Gene Ontology annotation, molecular function: 8-oxo-7,8-dihydroguanine DNA N-glycosylase activity; damaged DNA binding. The record is from RefSeq and is a predicted model, not a curated record. Gene Ontology annotation, biological process: nucleotide-excision repair; base-excision repair; base-excision repair, AP site formation. NCBI's taxonomy places the organism in Eukaryota, Metazoa, Chordata, Mammalia, Chiroptera, Vespertilionidae. Bases 210 to 1175 code for a protein of 321 amino acids.
CUUUUGCCUGGUUAGCAUGGGGCAUCGCACUCUGUCCUCCGUCCCGGCCCUCUGGGCCUCCAUCCCAUGUCCACGCUCCGAGCUGCGCCUGGACUUGGUUCUAGCUUCUGGACAGUCCUUCCGGUGUUCGACUCCUACAACAGGAUCCCAUCGAGUGCCUUUUCUCCUUCAUCUGUUCCUCCAACAACAACAUUGCUCGCAUCACUGGCAUGGUGGAGCGGCUCUGCCAAGCCUUCGGACCUCGGCUCAUCCAGCUCGAUGAUGUCACCUACCAUGGCUUCCCCAGCCUGCAGGCCCUGGCUGGGCCAGAGGUGGAGGCUAAGCUCAGGAAGCUGGGCCUUGGGUACCGUGCCCGCUAUGUGAAUGCCAGUGCCCGAGCCAUCCUUGAAGAACAGGGGGGGUUGCCCUGGCUGCAGCAGCUGCGCAAGGCCUCCUAUGAAGAUGCCCACAAGGCCCUCUGCACCCUGCCUGGAGUGGGCACCAAGGUGGCCGACUGCAUCUGCUUGAUGGCCCUAGACAAGCCCCAGGCCGUGCCCGUGGAUGUCCACGUGUGGCAGAUUGCCCAACGUGACUACAGUUGGCACCCCACAACAACCCAAGGCAAGGGUCCAAGCCCCCAGGCCAACAAGGAACUAGGAAACUUUUUCCGGAGCUUGUGGGGACCUUAUGCUGGCUGGGCCCAAGCAACUCUUCCCCCUGCCCCCAGGUGCUGUUCAGUGCUGACCUACGCCAGCCCCACCAAGAGCCACCAGCAAAGCGUAGAAAGAGAUCCACAGGGCCCGAAGUCUAGGUGGGGGGCACAGGACAAAGGGAUUCUCCCAAUACCUUUUCCCUCCAUUCCCCAUACUCUCCUCCAUCCAGACUCAUGUGGGGAAGGGGGCUCCAUGCAACUACCUCAGGGGUCAGACACCCUCAAACCAAGCAGUUUGCAUAACAGUGUGGGGUGGGGGCAUUAUCUCGGGAGACAAAGCUACCUUUGGUUUUAUCCUCUUCCCUUUAUUACAAGAAGGAACAAUAAAAUAGAAACAUUUGUAUGGAAAAUGCAGUGGGGAAGUGGUAGGAAAAGGGGUGGGGUUGGGUGGAACAGGGUAACCCCAGUUGAAGGAGAGAAGGGGAGCAGUCUGCCCCCAAUCUCUCACACACAGGGGAUCCUGACCCUGGAUCCAGGGACCUAGAGCUGGGGGGACAGCCUGGAGGACAUUUCCGGGCCCGGCUCCACACAGCAGUCUCGACAGCAGCAGCCAGCCACUGGCCCUACAUGGGGAGAGAACAGACUUGGCUGUAGAAGCAGACCCUCCACUCCAGCCUGGGUGCCUCUUCAUGGACCACCCAUACCCUUCCACAGAGUCCUGGUCCUCACCCCCAGCUGCUGGUGUCAGCAGCUCCCCGUGGCUCGCCGUCGGUCCCUGCCCCUCCUGGCUGGUGCCCAGCUGUAGCUUCCUCAUGUGCCGCACCACAGCCGUGGCAUUGAAGGCUUGCUGUGGGAAGAGGGGGGAGAAGGGACUUUUGAGAGAGUGGGAGAUCAUGGGGCAGGGUCUGGUGGUGGGAUUCUUGCAGUGGUUCUGUUAUUUUCAGGUGUUAUUGAUUGAUCCCCUAAAACCACCUGAAAUAUCUGCAAGCCUUUAUUAAAUUAUAUUCAGCCAUAUUACGUAUUUACACACACAUAUACACACAUAUAUAAAAAGUAUAUAAACAGAUAUGUAACUUUUAUAUAUAAUUCAUUCACAUAAUAACAAACACAAUAUAGCAUAUUUCAGGCAUCGUUCUAAACACUUUACAUAGUAAUUCAUUUAAUAUUCAUGGAAAUCUUUGAGGUGAGCACUAUUAGUGUCAUCAUUGUCAAAGGAGGAAACUGAGGCACAGAGAGGUUAAGUAACUUUCCCAGGUGUGUAUAUAUCAUUACUUAACAUAUCCCCUGAGAUGUCUCCAUAAAUCCCUCAAAUUCACAUGUCCAAAACCAAAGUAAUCCCCUAAGACAAGUAUCAGGCCAGCCCUUGACAUCUCUCACAUCAAUAUCCAUCCUACCAUCACUUCUUGUCAAUCCCACCUCCUAAUUGACUCCUGGACCAACCACUGUUCUCUGUUCCUGUUGCCUCUGCUCUGGUCCAGCCCUCACUGUCUCCGGCCUGCCUCUCUGCCACAUCCUCCUAAGGGGUCUCCAAGCCUUCUCUCUGUGCCUCUCUCUGCAUCCUGAGAGCCCUUUCUAAAGGGCAAAUUCCUGCUGAAAAUCCUUCUAGGGCUCCUCAGCAUCAUUAGGAUCAAGUCAGUGUUCCACUGUGGCAUUUGAGACCCUAAGCAGCCUGGGCCUGCAUCUCCAGCCUGGGCCCCACAUCCCAGAAGCCUUCACUGUCCCCCAAAGCCCUUCCAGUACAGCCACGCUUAGCACUGGCACUUCCUUGAAUGUCUUCACUUUUGCUUGUUCUUGGCCCUUUGUGCAUUGGUUCCCUCUGCCUUAGACAUUAUUCUACUAUGCCUAGCCAAUUCCUACUCAGCUGUAGGUCUAUAAGGCCAUCAUCACCUUUUUAUGCCCUUCCAGGACCCUGUAGGUUGGAUUAGAUGUCUCCUUAAGAAUUAUAUACU